Messenger RNA from Sphenostylis stenocarpa, 603 nucleotides. The record is from the annotation of a GenBank genome assembly. Lineage: Eukaryota; Viridiplantae; Streptophyta; Magnoliopsida; Fabales; Fabaceae.
AUGAAGACUCCUUGUUGUGAGAGAAUGGGGUUGAAGAAGGGACCUUGGACUGCUGAAGAAGAUCAGAUAUUGGUUUCUCAUAUUCAACGAUAUGGCCAUGGGAACUGGCGUGCCCUUCCUAAACAAGCUGGUUUGUUAAGGUGUGGCAAGAGUUGUAGGCUUCGUUGGAUAAACUACCUGAGACCAGAUAUUAAACGAGGGAAAUUCAGCAAGGAAGAAGAAGAUACCAUCCUAAAACUACAUGAAAUUCUUGGAAAUAGGUGGUCUGCUAUAGCCACAAGCUUACCCGGAAGAACAGACAACGAAAUAAAGAAUUUUUGGCAUACCCAUUUGAAGAAGAGGAUCCAGAAAAGUGGAGUGCACAUUAAGGGAAAUGCUCCAUCACAUAUCUUGCAAGAGGCACAAGCAAAUAGUUCAUCAAGUUCAAGUGCUGCCUCCAGUGUCUAUGGAAUCAAUCCUCCUGUUGUAGGUACAGGAUUUUACGGUGCAGUCUCCUCAUCAGAUAUUUUUGGAGAAACUGUGGACAAUCAUAGCUCUUGUCAGCUAAGUGAAGAAAUGGAAUUCUGGUACAAUAUAUUCAUCAAAUCAGGGCAAACAUCAUGA